UCAAUUAUUUUUAGUAAAAAAAAAAAAAAGGAAUUAAAAAAGAUUCUAUCUUCGGAGUAUCUUAAGUAAUGAGUAUACAGCCAAAUGUUUAAAAAAUUGUGAAAAAAUGAGAAGGGGAAGAAGUUUUUGUUUUGGUGUAAUUAGUAAAAAUGGGAAGUUGACAAGCAGGAAGCAGCAUCAGAAUUAGAGACUUGGUGAGGAAGAUUUUCAAUUAAAAUCAAUAAUGGAAUGGUUGUCCAUUAUUGAUUAAAAAAAAGAUUUUCAUAUAACCAACCAACCAACAAUUGAAGUCCACACCAAUUUGCAAUGGAGCUAAGCUACUAAUUUUUCUACCACUCUCAGCUUCUCUAUCUAUCUAUCUAUCUAUCUGGGGUUGUUUUGGAAGAGUUUGAUACGAGUCUAUUUGUGUGAUACCUGGCUCUCGAGCAUUCUACUGCAGUUUUGUUGAAAUGUCUAUGCUAACAAAGUUACGCUUAAUUACGGUUGAUGUUACUGGCACACUAAUUGCUUACAAAGGGGAGCUCGGUGACUAUUACUGCAUGGCAGCCAAAUCAGUUGGACUCCCUUGUCCUGACUAUAAGCGGGUACAUGAGGGUUUUAAACUUGCUUACACAGAGAUGGUAAAUAAGCACCCUUGUUUUGGAUUUUCAGAGAAGAUACCAAACAUUGUCUGGUGGAAGACAUGCGUGCGGGAUUCUUUUGUCCGGGCAGGAUAUGACUAUGAUGAAGAAACAUUCGAGAACGUUUUCAGACGCAUAUACGCUACCUUUGGUUCCGCUGCACCAUAUAGUAUCUUUCCAGAUUCACAGCCAUUCUUGAAAGGGCUUCGUGAGAAGGGUAUUAUUGUUGGAAUCGUGAGCAAUGCAGAGUAUAGGUAUAAGGAUGUAGUCCUUCCAGCAUUGGGUUUACAUGAGGGAUCGGAAUGGGACUUUGGCGUAUUCUCAGGUCUCGAAGGUGUAGAAAAGCCAGACCCAAGAAUGUACGAGAUAGCCUUGGAGAGAGCAGGGAACAUAGCACCCGAAGAGGCUCUUCAUAUUGGAGAUAGCAUCCGUAAGGACUACCUGCCCGCAAAGAGUGUUGGAAUGCACGCCCUUUUAUUGGACAGAUUUAAAACGCCAGAUGCUGAGAAUUGGAAGAAAUCUGGUGCUACUGUACUGCCCAACUUGGUUGCUGUACAAGAGUGGCUUUCCUCUGAGGAACAUGGUCGCUAGUAACUUGUUUUCGAGUCUACUACAAACAAAUUUACUGCCAUUUUUCUAUCUGACAAGUUGUAGUAGCAAACUUUUGUAAGGGAUAUUGUUUUAUCUUGUUAAUGAUUAGACACUGGUUACCUAAUUUAAUCAAGUAGCUCUCAGUUUCAGUGAGCAUAAAAGUGAUGUUCAA
Molecule: messenger RNA, 1383 nt
Organism: Erythranthe guttata (spotted monkey flower)
Lineage: Eukaryota; Viridiplantae; Streptophyta; Magnoliopsida; Lamiales; Phrymaceae
Product: Haloacid dehalogenase-like hydrolase (HAD) superfamily protein
Source: RefSeq, a predicted model, not a curated record